AUGAUUGGCCGGAGCAAUGUGCUUCACAGGCCACGCCGUUCGUUCCGCCGGUACAUCUGGGCCUUGAUCAUUCUCUUUGUUUUUUGCUUCUGGAAUUCUAGCACAGUCGCAUGGAGGAAAUUGGCGAAUUCAGAAGCCGGCUUGGAGCCUCUCGCUCCAAACCCAUUUCCGGAAACUGUCGAGGCGAUAAUCGAAGCAGAGUCGCCUCGCGCUGGGCGCUUUAACGUCCGCCAUUCACACCCCAACUCAGAGCGAAUCUGGAAUGCUGAAGUUCCUUACCUCAUUCCUUCGCCCCGUCCCGAUACUCGACCUCGUAACAUUCACAGCCACAAUGCUGGAUCCUCAGUAGGGGGUGGCUCUACGUUGACCACUGACGAUGACACCGAAAAUCACGAUCUAGACGGUAUUGAGAAAAUCGAAGAGCAUCGGAACGAAGGCAGUGUGGAACAUGCUUCAAAAUUAAACCACCCUGACGACGAUGAUGAUGCUGCUGGAUCCGAGUCUGAAGAUAUCGCAUCCAAUGAAAAUGCCCAAAUUCCGAUUAUGGACACGAAUGCUAAGGUCGAAACCAAUGAUCUAGCUCAGCCUCAGAAUAUCAACGAGAAUCCGAUACCCGUUGAGACAUUGGAAACCCAGACACCUUGGUCAGAGAAUUACAACUUUCCUAGCUGGGACCAAUGCGAAGAACUUAAAGAGAAGGCUGAAGGGCUUCCAGACCUCUACCAUGUCCCAUUUGAAGUCUCCGUCAAGGACGUGGUCCUCGAAGGUUGGGAGGAUGAAUGGAUUUCGAAGGCGCAUUACUCAGGCCCGAAGCUUGGCGAGCCCAAGAUUGACUUUGUUUAUACUUGGGUGAAUGGAUCACAGAAAGAGUUGACCGAGACUAUGAAGCCUUAUGAACUAAACUCUUCACUAAACGACGCAGAUGGAGUCUGGAUUAAAUCGCACGGCUCCAACAGAUAUCGCGAGUGGGAUGAGCUCCGUUACUCUAUGCGCAGUAUCGAGAAAUAUGCCGGUCAUUUCACGAACCGAAUCCAGAUUCUCGUCAACGCUUUCAAGAAUGCCAAGAUAGAUGAUACAUCACCAACUACGUAUGGUAAGCAAUGGCCUCACUGGUUGAGGCCUGAUAUGGAAAAAGUUCAGGUCCUUAGUCAGGAAGAGUUUUUUGGACCUGAGGAACGAAAAUGUUUGCCGAGUUUCGAUUCUCUUACUAUCGAGAACCAACUCUAUAAUACUAAGUCUGAAGUAGAUAGACUGUUUGCACUCUCCGACGACAUGAUUUUGGGCAAGCACCAUUCACCGUCCGAUAUAUAUUCCCCACUAUUCGGCCCUACUCUUGGCUUCAAAACCAAUGCAUACAACACACUACAGCCUCCUACCGAGAAAGAUGCUGAGAGAUUUGGAGAGAAGCCCUUCUUAAUUUACACGUCCUGGCUUCUGAACCGACGAUUUGGUGCUCGCAAGCGCAAGGGUCAAGUGCACUUCGGUCACUCUCUUUCUCGAAGCAUCGCGAGAGAGGCAAUCACUAGCUUCCCUAGACCGGCUUUGAGAAGUGCAUACCAACGGUUCCGAGGUGAGACUGGCUUUCAGCUCUACUCGUGGUAUAUCAUCUUCCAUUACACUAUGGAGAGACAUCGCGAGGCCCUACUUUGGAGCUACAUCAUGAUGCGAAGCGACAGCAACAAUGAUGGCUACUUGGACUGGGAUGAACGCCAGACUGUCAUAAAUGAUCUAGCAGAGGGUUUGAGCAAUGAAACCCCAGAAAUAUUCCGACGCCGGAUAUACUACCACGUCCAGGACUAUCUUGAACAAGCUGGACUCAAACCCCCAGUUGUGAACAAUGAUGUCCUCUGGACAUCUCUGGACGGACCAAUUAUGAUCAAGGAUCUGGACUGCGAUGCAUUCGAUAUGGAAGAUUGCUUGGCCCCGGGAUUUUCUAUAUCAUCCAGUGAUGCUGAAGCACGCAGCCCCGUAUUCUCUACUGCAACAAUCUUUGAUCGAGUCACACGUGAGUCGCCACGCUGUGGCGAUUGCUUGAUCAAACUGAUUCUGAACCGGCAACGAGCCGGGCUGGAGCCGCUUCUACCUCAUCCUGUUCAAAAGGCCAAGCAGCGGGAGAUGGUGAUCAAAGCACUGAUCAAAUUCCAGUACACGGUUGUCAAUCCAGAUGCAAUGUUCUAUAUGAUCACAGAUGCGGAACAAGCUGAGCAUAUUUUGCUGAGGCCAUACCUUAAACAAAACAAGAAGGCCGGUCAAAUCUGUUUGAACGAUGAUGUUGUCACUUCCAACAAGCAGGAGUUGGAACAGCUGAGGACAGUGAUGAGCGAGUUUUUCAAUGGAAUAUUACCAGACGUCUCCAGCUACGAGAUCUAG
This is a messenger RNA of Bipolaris victoriae FI3, 2370 nucleotides long. RefSeq lists its product as hypothetical. Lineage: Eukaryota; Fungi; Ascomycota; Dothideomycetes; Pleosporales; Pleosporaceae. Gene Ontology annotation, cellular component: Golgi apparatus. The record is from RefSeq and is a predicted model, not a curated record. Gene Ontology annotation, biological process: carbohydrate phosphorylation; N-glycan processing to lysosome. Bases 1 to 2370 code for a protein of 789 amino acids. Gene Ontology annotation, molecular function: UDP-N-acetylglucosamine-lysosomal-enzyme N-acetylglucosaminephosphotransferase activity. The transcript has 3 exons.